Messenger RNA from Hyla sarda, 2620 nucleotides. Its product is annotated as gastrula zinc finger protein XlCGF57.1-like. Gene Ontology annotation, biological process: regulation of DNA-templated transcription. The record is from RefSeq and is a predicted model, not a curated record. The transcript has 3 exons. Lineage: Eukaryota; Metazoa; Chordata; Amphibia; Anura; Hylidae. Bases 284 to 2104 code for a protein of 606 amino acids.
AGUGGCGCACAGCACUGCCAAUUCUAUCCUUAGGGGCCAGACAGUAAGCAGCCAUCUAUAUAGUCCCGGGGGAGGGGAGCAGUGAUACUAUGAAAUAUCACUUAACUCCUUACACUCCAUGGGACGGGCACUUUGGGUAUAAUGACCUGAACUGACAGCUGGAUCAUCAGACUUGCGGUCAGUUCGGGACAUGUGACCAUAAUAUAGAGGAUCUGCCCCGACAAGUAUUCACCUCAUCAUCCGAGAGCAAGAAGAUAAAUCAUGUGCAGGAAUAUCCCCUCAAAUGUCUCCAUAUAACAUCCUGGAAUUGUAUAGAAUUAAAUGUUUAUUCACAAUACAGGUUCCUAUAAGGUGUCAGGACGUGGCGGUCUAUUUCUCCAUGGAGGAGUGGGAGUAUGUAGAAGGACACAAGGAUCAGUACAAGGAUCAGGUCAUGAUGGAGGAUCAGCAGCCCCUCACAUCAUCAGUCAGAUCCAGUAAGAGAACAGCACCAGAGAGGUGUCCCUGUCCUCUAAAUGAGCAGAAUAUAGAGGAUAUUACUACAGGGAAAGAUCUGAUCUAUAUUAAUGCUACAAACAUAAAGGAAGAAGAAGAAGAGACAGAAGUGAGCGGUGAUGAGCAGUAUAAGGAGGACAUUCCUACAGGGAAAGAUCUGACCUAUAUUAAAGCUACGAACAUAAAGGAAGAACAAGAGACAGAUGUAAGCAGUGAUGAGCAGUAUAAGGAGAACAUUCCGACAGGGAAAGAUCUGAUGUAUUUUAAUGCUACAGACAUAAAGGAAGAAGAGAAAGAUGUGAGCGGUGAUGAGCAGUAUAAGGAGGACAUUGACAUUCCUAAAGAUUCUUGUAGCAGGAGAUCAGAGGAGAAUCUUCUAUCUUCAGAUUAUAAAGCAGAUGAUGAUAUCACACAAGAUACAUAUGAAGAACAUUCCAUUAUCCCAGAUACACCCUCAGCCCUUCACAGCCAAGAUCUGUCAUCUCAUCCUUAUAUACAGGUCCUGUCUUCUCAGUCAUCACAGGAUGUUCAGCAAAAUAAAAGCCACAGAAGGGGUGUUACACAUAAAAGAGCUCAAAGAGGAAAGCCAUGUUCAUGUUCAGAAUGUGGGAAAUGUUUUACAUUUAAAUCAGUUCUUGUACAUCAAAGAACUCAGACAGGAGAGAAGCCAUUUUCGUGUUCAGAAUGUGAAAAAAUUUUUAAGCGGAAAUCACAUCUUGUUCAACAUGAAAGAACUCACACAGGGGAAAAAACAUUUUCAUGUUCAGAAUGUGGGAAAUGUUUUGCUCAGAAAUCAAUUCUUGUUCAACAUCAAAGAACUCACACAGGGGAGAAGCCAUUUUCAUGUUCAGAAUGUGGGAAAUGUUUUACUCAGCAAUCAAGUCUUGUUUAUCAUGAACAAAUUCACACAAGAAAGAAGCCAUUUUUAUGUGUAGAAUGUGAGAAAUGUUUUACUAAGAAAUCAUAUCUUGUUGUACAUCAAAGAACUCACACAGGAGAGAAGCCAUUUUCAUGUUCAGAAUGUAAAAAAUGUUUUAAUCGGAAAUCACAUCUUGUUCAACAUCAAAGAACUCACACAGGGGAAAAAACAUUUUCAUGUUCAGAAUGUGGAAAAUGUUGUACAAAAAAAUCAGAUCUUAUAACACAUCAAAGAACUCACACAGGGGAGAAGCCAUUUUCAUGUUCGGAAUGUGGUAAAUGUUUUACUCAGCAAUCAAGUCUUGUUAAUCAUGAACGAAUUCACACAGGAGAGAAGCCAUAUUCAUGUGUAGAAUGUGAGAAAUGUUUUACUAAGAAAUCAUAUCUUGUUGUACAUCAAAGAACUCACACAGGAGUGAAGCCAUUUUCCUGUUCAGAAUGUGGAAAAUGUUUUGCUCAGAAAUCAGAUCUGGUUAAACAUCAAAGAACUCACACAGGGGUGAAGCCCUUUUCAUGUGCAGAAUGUGGGAAAUGUUUUACUGAUCAAACAAGUCUUAUUCAACAUCAAAGAAAUCACACAGGAGAGAAGCCAUUUUCAUGUGUAGAAUGUGAGAAAUGUUUUAUUUGUAUUUCAAAUCUUCGUAAACAUCAGAAAACUCACACAGGGGAGAAGCCAUUUUCAUGUUCAUAAUGUGGGAAAUGUUUUAAUUGUCAAUCAAAUCUUCUUAAACAUCAGAAAACACACACAGGGGAGAAGCCAUAUUCAUAAUGUGGGAAAUGUUUUAUUGAGAAAUCAACACAUUAGACAUUUAAGAAUUCCUACAGGAGAGAAGCCAAUUGAGAGCAAUAAAUGAUGCAGAUAACACAUCUAUAUAUUCACCAUGUACAUAGGAUAUCUGACAUUUAUACAUAUAUCAUAUACUGCAUCUCCAAACUUGUUACCAAUUGUUAAUAAAAGUUUUCUUUUCGGACGUAGUCACCGAUCCAGCGAUGUCAUCACUAUAGUUUACAUGGUAGGAGAAGAGUGUGAUAUAUGGUCAGGGGUGAGGAAAUUUAAUUAAAAAAACUACUUGUCCAUGGGACUAAAAUGGAGCAAAAUCUACUUGUCCCUCCUGAGGAUCCACUUGUCCUCUUUUACACUCUUGUUCUUUCCUCCUCACCCGAUAAUAACCAUAACUACCUACUAUAAUGAUAUCUUUUAAUUUUG